Molecule: messenger RNA, 5245 nt
Organism: Sebastes umbrosus (honeycomb rockfish)
Lineage: Eukaryota; Metazoa; Chordata; Actinopteri; Perciformes; Sebastidae
Product: immunoglobulin superfamily containing leucine-rich repeat protein 2-like
Exons: 2
Coding region: 152-2377 (741 amino acids)
Molecular function (GO): protein binding
Source: RefSeq, a predicted model, not a curated record
UAUUCACAGGCAGGAGAAACCCCGCAGCGGACACGCACGUUUUCACCAUGUAGAUGCAGACAGACGGAGCUUAAUGUUGAAACUUGAAAGCAGCAUGUCACAUCCUGAGCUGCUGUGACUGGAAACACCGGCUGACGUCUUCUCUGCAGGGAUGAACAUAAAAUCGCAGGAGCAGAAAAUGGCCGCCGCAGACGUCCUCUACUUCACUUUGUGGAUCACCACAGUCCUCACCACCGGACUCGGAUGCCCUGAGCUCUGUACCUGCUCGGACAAACAUGGCCGUCAUUUUGCUGAAUGCUCCUACAAAGACUUAGAUGAAGUCCCAGACGGUUUGCCUCCUAAUGUGAUGACUGUGAGUCUCUCCGCUAACAAAAUCAGUUUGAUACCACUGGGGAGCUUCGACAAUGUGACCCGGGUGACGUCGCUGUGGAUGGCCAACAAUGAGAUCGUCUCCAUUGAACAAGGAACCCUCACGCCUUUGGUUCAUCUGCGUAACUUUGACAUCAGCCACAAUAGAAUUGUAGACUUCCCUUGGGAGGAUCUGCAGAACCUCACAGGCCUGCAGCUGCUUAAGAUGAACCACAACGAGAUGGUCCACCUGCCGAGGGACGCCUUCUCCAACCUCAAAGACCUCCGAUCCCUCCGACUCAACAAUAACAAAUUCAUAACCAUAGCUGAGGGGACGUUUGACGGUCUGGUGUCUUUGUCCCACUUGCAGCUUUAUAAAAAUCCCUUUGCGUGCACCUGCUCCCUCGACUGGCUCAGAGACUGGAUUUCAACAACCACCAUCUCAGUCCCGGAGCAGAAUUUGAUCAUUUGUGCAACUCCACAAAAACUUAGAGGGAAAGUAAUCGGAAAGUUGCCAGUGUCAAAGUGCACAAGGCCGAAUGUGACUAUACGAACCGAGCCAAAUAUACACAAUGCAACUCUCUAUGAAGGGAGCAUAUUGGUCUUGACUUGUGAAUUCACAGGAAACCCAAAGCCUCUGGUCAUGUGGAAUAUUCGCAGCAAAAGCCAGAAGCAAGAGCUGGCUCUGCCCUUUACAGAAAAUGACUCUGCAGAAUCAAAUGAGGACUCCUCACUAUCCUCUAAUCCUGUCAAAGUCUAUAAUAAUGGGACUCUUAUCAUUUCACACCUCAGGAAGGAAGACAGCGGCAACUACAGCUGCUCGGCCACAAAUGAGUUUGGAAGAGCCGCUGAUUCAGUGUCAGUGGAGGUGGUGGCUUCACCUAAACCAACGCCCGUAAAAAAAAUGACCACACCUACUUACACUAAAACACACCCAUCUAUACACCAAACAACACAAAAAACAUCUGUUUUGGAUUCUGUGCGUCUCGCUGAUUUAAAGAGAAAAGAAAUCAUAAAAAUCCUACCCACUUUCCCGCCCACUGCAGAGAUCAAUUCGUCUGAGGAGGCAUCAACAUAUCCAUCACGUGCUAGUAAAUGUGGCGUGACGGCAAACACAAGAUACAUUUCUAGCCACAUCUUUAACGGGAGCAUAGAUGAUAUCAAGCAGUACACAUUUGACUUCGGUGUCAUUGCAUUAGGAGUGUCAGAAACAGAGGCGACAGUGCGACUCAAUCCUCUUCUCAUACCCAGGGACAACAGCGCCAUCCGGGCUGCCGACAACGCCAUUGCCGACGCCAACGCCAACACCAACGCUGACACCAAUGUCAAUGCUGCCACAUCUGAUGAGAUCUCCCACGCUGACAGCGAAGAGCGUCACGGUCUUUCAGACGUCUCUGAAAGAGUCAAUUCAAAUGGCUUGUAUCUGUGCGUUGCUGCCGACCGUAAACACUCAGCCGUGCAGUGGUCGAGGAUCCAAGAGGGCAUCAACACGUAUCUGUUCAGCGGUUUACGCCCUGGCACCAACUACUCUCUGUGUCUGACCUACAGAGGGGAGGACUGCGAGGUCCAGGUGCUGUUCACCACCAGGAGGAGGGUACCCAACCUGCUCAUCAUCAUCUCCGUCAGCAUCUGCCUCCUGACUGUGUCCACUGUACCCCUCCUCGGCGCAACGUGCUUCCACCUGGUGUACAAAUACCGCAGCAAGACCUACAAGCUGAUUCUGAAGGCCAAAGAUCAGUACCACAUGGAGAGGAACCUCGCCGCCAACUUUAACAUCCGCGCACCUCACACCGAGUCCCAGAGGAAGAUUAACGGCAGCCAGCUGGACGAGGAGGAAGGGGAGAUGGAGAGUGGAGACGGAGAGAAAGAGGCGGACACAGAAGAAAGCAUCAUGACGGAGUCUUUUUCUUUGUCUCAGUGCCGGGGGAAUUUAGACAACUGUGAGGUUGGAUCUGAGUACAGUGAUAGGUUGCCUUUGGGAGCUGAAGCAGUGAAUAUUACAAGCAACUACAAAUAUCCAAAUCAGUAAUUGUUGACAUCAUUUGCACUUUACUUUAGCAUGUGGUUAAAGGGUAGAACAGGAUGUUUUUUCAGUUUGUGCCAUUUAGCCCUGCAAAGGCAGCCCAGACAUAUUGCUAUGUUCCACAGUUAUCUGACAAGACAUAAAAUCAUUGACUUGCUUUAUUUGCAGAGCUGCAUCAUUCAGUCACUAGACUCUAUCGAUUGUUUGUGGAUGCUUUCUAGCCAAACAUCCUAUUGAACUAGGCCUGGCCAUGUUAACCUUGUUAUUUUUUAUAGCAGCUUGUUUUCCUCCUUUCAAAAAUAUUCCAUAAACAACACUAGAAAGCAAAAAUACAAGCAGCUUGUGUUCUAGAGGGAGGAGCUGGUUAUCAAAGUUGAAACAUGUGGCACACCAUCAAAGCAUUCAAUGUCUGUGCAGCUUCAUAUUUUAUUAAUAAUAAUUGAUGAUGUGUUUCAGCCAGAGGUCGUCCUCAGAGCAUGAGUAGUGUUUGACAUUGAGGGAAAUACGCUUAUUUGCUUUGCUUGCAGAGAGUUAGAUGAGAACAUCAAUACAACUCUCACGUCUGUCUGGUAAAUAUGCAGCUGUACAGCCAUUUAGCUUAGCUUAGCUUAGCUUAGCACAAAGACUGGAAACAGGGGCAAACAGCUAGUGUACUAACAGCUUUAGUUGGCUUACUAUAAUGCACAUAGAAAGUGCACCUUCACAGCAGCUGCACUGUUCUCUUUUUUUAAUAAUGGAAAAUACAAAGAAUUUUUAAAAGUGCAUCUGGAUCCAGAUAUGCACCAAAAUACACGUAGUGAUAGACAAUCAUGGGAUGCAUGAACCAGAUACAGUGCUUUCAAUAGUUCAUAAGAAACAAAAAUGAUCAAAAAUACCUUUUCUGUUUAUAUAAAGAAAUCCCCUAGCCAUAUUCCUUGGUCCAACUAUCUACCAAGUUUCAGUAAACUCUGUGUAGAAAUAUCCAGGCUUCGGGAGUAACAGAGGAACGACGUUACGUGAUUAGGAUACAAAAAAAGGAAACUGUAUUCCGUUACAGAAAAAAAAGACGUAAUCAGAUUACCGAUACAUUUAGUAAAAAUUGGGAUUAUUAGUAGGAUUACAAUUUUAAAAUACAUAAAGAACAAUAUACUACCAUGCACAUGUGCACACAUUACAACACUUCACAACACGAGUCUCACACAACGGCCUCUAACAUUAGUGAAAACAAAAGCUUUCACUGGGUGGAAAUUUUGCCAUUAUUAAGUAUGUAAAGCAGAACAGGGGAACAACAUCACAGUACAGUGCAAGUUAUCGCAAAGCAAAAAGGUUUUCACACUUUCCAGUUCAUCAAGAUUAUUCUUUUUGCCAAGAGGCAUCCCCGCAUGAAAAAACGGUUCAUAGAGAAUGAGCUUAAAAUUUCUGGUCCAGCAAACAUAAUACAGGACAAACUGGGUUCAUUUAAUUCAAGUUAAAAUCCGGCAACAAUAAUGUGCCAAAUUGAAUUCAGUCCUUGGAUGAUGACAGUAUUUUCACAGCUGGAAGGCAGAACUUGAACUGUCACUGUACUCUUUUCUGCUUUACACAGAAAAUAAUGGAGAAAUUUCAGCAUGUUUUUUAUUUUUUUUAUUGUCUUUUCUUUGCAGAUUUGGUAUUGAGGUAAUCCAAAAGUAAUGGAAUUAAUAUUGUGAUACUUGGAUGUGGUUACUGACUACAUUUUUUAACAUUUAAUUAGUAAUUGUAUCGGAAUAGAUUUUUAAAUUAACCCUCCCAACCCUGGAAAUAUACAACUUGAAUAAUAGAUGGAUACAGUAUAUAGCAGGGUUAUAAUGAAACGCAGUAAACGUGAAGGCUUAUUUGUUCAUUUGUGCCUUUUGUGCAAUUUAUAACAGUGAGAUAUCGAUUGUACAGCUGCAAAAUUCAUUUGGAUUAGCUGGCAUGAAUGAAUUGAACCCUGAUAUAAACAAUAAAUGGGUCCUAAAUUCCUUUUAAUUCAAGUUGUUUUCAACGGAGCACACCUCGAGGAAGAUAUUGAAGUUUCUGCCAGAGAAAAGUCUUACAAAAUGUGUCAUUAUAAAGUUACUUAUUGCCUCUGUCUAUUUAGUAAGAGCAUCGUUGUUAAAAACCUAAUAAUUCCUAAUAAACAGCUAAUGAGUGAAAAGAAGAGCACUAUAAAAAUGUCCCUGUUUCUGCUAAUUGGCGUCAGGAUUGAGGACUAUCGAGGUUUGGCCACAACAGAAACAAAAGGAUGUGUUAAAUUGAAUGUAAGAAAACCUGUGUCAUGUGACACAUUUUGCAAAAUGAUUAGGAAAAAUGUCAGCUAGAUGUAGGCAGUAGUAACAAAAAUAUACUAAUAUUAUGCUUUAAACUACUUGCAAUAAAUUUGUGCUGUCGUAUUAGAAGUGCAGUAGCUUGAAAAUACAGAAACUUAAUCCUCUAAUAAGAGUUUAAAUGUUUAGAAGAACUGUGUUGUUUCAAAGAGAAAACUAUUGUGUCCUGCAGCUAUGAGCUCGUUGUCCAGUUCUACUGUGAACAUUUCCUAUGAAGAUAACUGUUUUCAUGUUGAAUAAAACUAUAAGCUCUCUGUAACGCUGGUAAAAAUGUUGGUUCAUUAUUAUCAACCAAGUCUACUGCAUACUGUGUGUAACAGUGCAGCACUUGUGAGUGUGUAUGUGAAGCUAUUGUUGUAUCUGGGUCAUGUGUCCAUCCUGCUGUAUUUCCCAGAGUUCUGUGUGUUAGAAGACCUGCAUGCUGCCUGUUGUUGUGAGUCACAGUAUGCUGAAUAUUCUUUUUUCUGUUUUAUACCCCUGUAAUAAAGGAAGUAGUAGGUUUUAAAUAUCCUCACUAACUCUCCUCAUCCUAUGUGCCUCAAUAAAGUUUGGAAAAAGGAAUACUGAA